AUGAAUCUCCCAUUGGAUUGCGAUGUGCUUGUCGUUGGCAGCGGCAACGCCGGCUUCUGCGCAGCCAUAUCGGCCGCCCAGUCCGGUGCCCAGAAAGUGGUUAUCAUUGACAAAUGCCCUGAAGAAUGGGCUGGCGGAAACUCCUAUUUCACUGCAGGGGCGUUUCGCACUGCUCACGAUGGCCUGGAGGAUCUUCUUCCCUUGGUGAACAAUGUUGAUCAGACUACAGCACAGAAGAUCGAGAUGGCAGCCUACACCGAGGCUGACUUCGCUGGCGACAUGAACCGGGUGACUGGCAAUCGGACUGACCGGGACCUGUGCCGGAUCUUAGUGACUGAGUCCAAUCCAACAGUCAAGUGGUUAGCAGCCAACGGAGUCCGCUUCCAGCUUUCCUUCAACCGUCAAGCCUAUGUAGUCAACGGCAAGAUCAAGUUCUGGGGCGGACUAGCCCUCAAAACCCAAGAUGGCGGCAAAGGACUGAUUCAAGACCAUAUUCAAGCCGCUCAGAAGCAUGGAAUCAGCAUCUUCUACUCGACCGCGGCACAGCGGCUCAUUCGCGACCCAGCCUCCCGCGCCGUGACCGGAGUCGAGGUCGUACAACAGGGCCAGGAAAAGACCAUCCGAGCCCGUGCCGUCAUCCUUGCCGCCGGCGGAUUCGAAGCCAACCCACGCAUGCGAGCCCAGUUCCUCGGUCCUGGCUGGGACGCCGCCCUGGUUCGCGGUACGCCUCACAACUUCGGCGAGGGUCUCGAGAUCGCCAUCCGCGACGUCGCAGCCAAACCCGCAGGGAACUGGUCCGGCUGUCACUGCGUGGCAUGGGAUGCCAACGCGCCUGCCAACUCCGGCGAUCGUGAAGUCUCCAACGAGUUCACCAAGUCGGGCUACCCGCUCGGCAUCAUGCUGAACCGCCAGGGCCACCGAUUCGUCGACGAGGGCUCGGAUCUCCGCAAUUAUACCUAUGCCAUGAUCGGACGACAGAUCCUACGCCAACCAGGGCACGUCGCAUUUCAGGUGUGGGAUUCGCGGGCGACAUCCUGGCUACGCGCGGAGGAAUACCGGCCUGAGGUCGUACAGCAGAUCACUGCAUCGACGAUCACCGAACUCUCGGAGAAAUGCACCGAGCAUGGUCUAGAAGAUCCGCGACAGUUCGAACGCUCCGUCCGCGAGUACAACGAAGCCGUAUAUGAAAGCCAACGGCAGGAUCCAGAUAGAUCAUGGGAUCCGGCCGUGAAGGACGGCCUGUCGACUCAAUCGCCGACAGCUGCAUUGGCGAUUCCCAAGUCUAACUGGGCUCUGCCUAUUGACCAAGGCCCUUUCCUAGCUGUCAAAGUCAGCGCGGGGAUUACCUUCACGUUUGGUGGACUGGCAGUCAAUCCGGAGACUGCGGGUGUUAUAUCGUCCUUGACGAAUGAGGAGAUCUCUGGGUUGUAUUGUGUCGGAGAGAUGCUUGGGGGGUUAUUCUAUGAUAACUAUCCCGGAGGGAGUGGAUUGACCUCAGGGGCGGUGUUUGGUCGACGUGCCGGACGGGCUGCUGCUGCUGCUUCUCUUGCGUAG
Messenger RNA from Aspergillus melleus, 1554 nucleotides. RefSeq lists its product as uncharacterized. Lineage: Eukaryota; Fungi; Ascomycota; Eurotiomycetes; Eurotiales; Aspergillaceae. The transcript has a single exon. Bases 1 to 1554 code for a protein of 517 amino acids. The record is from RefSeq and is a predicted model, not a curated record.